Messenger RNA from Xenopus tropicalis (tropical clawed frog), 3504 nucleotides. It is a transcript of the gene eif4enif1, whose product is annotated as eukaryotic translation initiation factor 4E nuclear import factor 1. The transcript is spliced from 19 exons. The record is from RefSeq and is a predicted model, not a curated record. NCBI's taxonomy places the organism in Eukaryota, Metazoa, Chordata, Amphibia, Anura, Pipidae. Gene Ontology annotation, cellular component: cytoplasm; cytoplasmic ribonucleoprotein granule. Bases 128 to 2983 code for a protein of 951 amino acids.
GGGGGUUUUAGAGGGAGGGGAACCGGGAGAAAGCGGGGGCGUGCUCAGGUGAACUAGGGUGUAUGGAGGGUUUGUAAGGCAAGGAUUUAGGCGUGUGGGUGUGUUGUGGUUUCCUGGGCUUUUCAGCAUGGAUUAUAAGGAAGAGGCUGACAGCAGAGACCCUUUUGGCGAGAUCAGGAAACCCCACCAGGGCAGAUCUCCUCACCGUUAUUCAAAGGAGGAGCUUUUGGACAUAAAAGAACUUCCACAUUCAAAAGAGAGACCCUCUUGUUUGCUUGACAAAUAUGACAGUGAUGGUGUGUGGGAUCCUGAAAAAUGGCAUUCUUCUCUCUACCCAAACUCGGGGCGUAGUUCUCCUGUUGAAGCUUUAAAGAAGGAUUCUGAUACAGAAAGGACUUCUCUUAAACGAAGGAUAGCUGACCCAAGGGAGCGUGUUAAAGAAGAUGAUCUUGAUGUAGUACUUAGCCCUCAAAGACGGAGUUUUGGAGGUGGAUGCCAUGUUAUAGCUGCUGCCAGUUCACGACGGUCAGGGAGUCCACUGGAUAACAAAGAAAAUGAAAGCAUGCGCAUGUUGGGGUCUCGCCGAAUUGGCAGCGGGAGAAUUAUGACUGCAAGAGGGUUUGACAGAGAUGUUCGAGGCGAUAGAGAACCCAGAGAGGGGCGAGACAGAGAAAAAGAAUACAAAGACAAACGCUUCAGGCGAGAGCAUGGAGACAGUAAACGUGUAUUUGGUGAGAGACGUAGAAAUGACUCUUGUACAGAGGAGGAACCAGAGUGGUUCUCUGGGGGUCCCACUAGCCAGUCGGAGACAAUUGAGCUUACUGGCUUUGAUGAUAAAAUCCUGGAAGAGGAUCACAAGGGCCGCAAGAGGACAAGAAAGCGGACAGGAAAGGAAGUAAUUGAAUGCAAUGGAGGAGUUUUGGAAGAAGAGGUAGCUCUUCCGCCUGAGCAUGCAGCAGACCAGGAAGUGCCUGAGGAAGCUGUAUUACCAGAACCAGCCCCAGGGGAAUUUGACUUCAAUGAAUUUUUCAAUCUGGAUAAGAGUGUGCCAGGACUGGCUUCGAUGAUAGAGGAUGUGCUUGGAGAAGGAUCAGUGUCUGCAAGCAGGUUUAGCAGAUGGUUUUCAAAUCACAGCCGCUCUGGAAGUCGGUCCAGCAGUCUAAGGUCCACCCCCCAUGAGGAGCUAGAAAGGUUGGCAGGCUUGGAACAAGUAAUUCCUGCCCUUGGGCAAAAUUCUGGAAACUACUUUGCCCCCAUUCAGUUUGAAGAGCGUUCUGACAAAGUAGACAUUCUGGAAAUCUUACACAAAGCCAAAGUUGACUUGAAACCAUUGCUCUCUAGCCUAACUGCCAAUAAGGAGAAGCUGCGAGAAAGGACGCACUCCGGGGUGGUCUUAUCUGUGGAAGAAGUUGAAGCUGGGUUUAAAGGAUUAAAAGUUGAACAGGAGGGAAAGGUUGCAACUCCAUACAUGGCUGAGCAGUUAGAAGAAGCUCUGACUGCAAUGGCUGGUCCAAGAAAAAUCCGGAAAGAUGGAGACAUGUCUGCUUUUAACAAACUUGUAAGCAGCAUGAAGGCAAGUGGGACUCUGCCUUCCCAACCUAAAGUCAAUAGGAAUCAAGAUGGUGCUGUGUUGUCCUCUUCUAAUGUAGCUACCCCUCCAUUGCAGAGAAAUAUACUGCAGGAACUUUUGGGGCAACCUAUUCCUGACUCAUCCUCUCAUGUACUAAGUAACCUCAUGGGGACUCUGGAUUCAGCUUCUCUGCUGCAGCAGAGAUCACCUUCUCCUCAAAUACCCCAGGUGUUCCCUACGCGUGCCUCCUCAGCAGACUAUUUGCGAAAUCGCAUACCCUCUCCAAAAGGCUUUCCUUCUGGCGCUUCACAAUUCCUUGGAGAGCAAUUUCCAACAGGUCUGCCCAAGGAAGAAGGCCCAAUGAUGGCACAGGUCAGUCCAUUGGAAAUGCAGCAAGCAGCAUUAGAUGGCUUUAUUCCAACUGAUAUUGCCCUCCAAGCUGCCAACUACUAUCACCCAGGUUAUGGAAAGAUGCAGAUGGAUAAAAGUCGGGAACAUUUUCGAAGUAGACCGCAGCCAAGAGUAAAUAAAUCUCCUGUAGCCAAUAUGCGGGGUGCCUCCUUAUCUCCAGGGCCUGGUGCCUCAGUGACCAGUAUGCUAUCUCCAUCCUUUACACCUACCUCAGUUAUCCGUAAAAUGUAUGAAAGCAAAGAAAAAAGCAAGGAUGAGACUGUAACAAAGCAGAAUGUCGGCGGGAAAGAAGAGGGACAUAGGACUCUAGAAGAUGGUUCUAUGCCCAAUUCCAUAACGCAUGAUUCUCCCCAAGAGACAUCCCCAGUGAUGGGAAACAAGGUUUCAACAUCUCAGCGUUCCUCAUGCACCCCACCACUGCCACAUCAAAACAGAUACACCAAAGACCAAGACUACCGUCCUAAAUCCACAGGGAGAAGAACUCCUACUGUGGCAUCCCCAGUGCCUGGAGCCUCCUUCUUACAGCCGCUUCACCAGCUGCCCAUUGUACCAGUUGUCCGACCAUCACACCAGCUACAUCCAGGGCUAGUACAAAGAAUGCUAGCACAAGGUGUUCCGCCUCAGCAUCUAUCACUUCUACAAGCAGGGCUGCUGCCGCCUGGUGUUGACCUGCCCCCCAUACAUGCUCUUUCUCAGUCGGUUCUUGGUCAACCUUUCUACCCAUUAUCACCUGCAGGGCACCCGCUUCUGAACCAGCGGCCUGCAAAUCCACUGCAGUUGGCAAUGAUGCAGCAAUCUAUGCAGAGACCUGGUUCGGGUCUACAUGCUCCUCCGCAAGGUAUGACAAACCGCCCCAACAUGCACAUUGAGCAGCGUCCUUCUCAGAGAAGUACUUCUCCUGUAGGCCUGGCCAAGUGGUUUGGUUCUGAUGUUUUGCAACAACCUCUACCUUCUAUGCCAGCAAAAGUCAUAAGUGUGGAUGAACUGGAGUACCGACAAUAAAGUUUGACUAGAACUGUCUUCAUGUUCCUAGUAGAUGAUGACUGACACUUCAUCCGAUGAACAACCUCAGACACAUCUGCCCAGCUAUUUAAUUUUUGGGUUAGAUAUUGAGCAGCCUUGUGCAGUGUCAGCCCAGAAACUGCAAGGAAAUUGGAGCUCCUUCUCACUUCGUAUCUAAGUCACGCUAGAAUCGGUGUGAAAAGCUACUAAAUACCUUGCCCUGAGACUCUUGGGGAGGGACUUUUUUCUGACAUUUUUUCCCUUUAAUUUAGAGUGCUGAGGGACAACAGGAACGUUUAGCAGAAGAUGAAUUCAAAAACUUUAUGUACAGUCUUGUAUAAAGUGUUGGGGUUUUUUUUUUUUUUCUUGUAUAUACUCACAAAUAGGUUAGUUUUUUUGUUGAAAACUGUAGCUGUACAGAAGAGGAAGCUGAAUCUUGUGCUGUUUUGCCACUUAAGUCAAAGCUACCCCUUUAAUUGUACAUGUGGCUUUUCUUUCAAUUAAAACUGCAUAUGCCAAUA